AUGGACCCUGUCAAAGCAAAAUGCCCUCAAAGCAAUGAUUAUAUAAAGAGCUGGAAGCAGCACAUAAGCCAGGAAAACCACAUUCCCAACACCUAUAGAAACUUGCAUUUCUCGGGUCCGUCUUUCAUAGCCUCUUCCAUGGGGCAAUACAUGAAGAGUCUAGCUAUGCUAUGGCCAUGGCUCGCGAUUGCAAUCUGCGCCAUGACCUCCAAUGUUCUAGCAGUUGACCAUUUUUUUGAUUCCUACGCCCCACCACCUUACUAUUACACAUCACCGCCACCGCCAUCUCCGCCACCACCUCCACCUUACUACUACAAAUCUCCACCCCCUCCAUCACCGCCACCACCUUAUAUUUACAAUUCACCGCCGCCACCAUCUCCGUCACCGCCUCCUCCAUACUACUACAAUUCACCGCCACCGCCAUCUCCGUCUCCACCUCCUCCAUACUACUACAAAUCGCCGCCACCUCCCUCACCAUCACCCCCACCACCAUACUACUAUAAAUCCCCACCCCCGCCAUCUCCAUCCCCACCUCCUCCAUACUACUACAAUUCACCCCCGCCUCCAUCUCCGUCGCCUCCUCCACCAUACUACUACAACUCCCCACCUCCGCCAUCUCCAUCGCCACCUCCUCCCUACUAUUACAAAUCUCCUCCACCUCCAUCCCCAUCACCACCUCCUCCAUACUACUACAAUUCACCACCACCUCCAUCUCCCUCGCCUCCUCCACCAUACUACUACAAAUCCCCACCUCCACCAUCUCCAUCACCACCUCCUCCCUACUAUUACAAAUCUCCUCCACCUCCAUCCCCAUCACCACCUCCUCCAUACUACUACAAUUCACCACCACCUCCAUCUCCCUCGCCUCCUCCACCAUACUACUACAAAUCCCCACCUCCACCAUCUCCAUCACCACCUCCUCCCUACUAUUACAAAUCUCCUCCACCUCCAUCCCCAUCACCUCCUCCUCCCUACUACUACACGUCGCCACCUCCUCCAUCACCAUCACCAUCACCCCCUCCCCCUUACUAUUAA
This is a messenger RNA of Magnolia sinica, 1035 nucleotides long. Its product is annotated as extensin-2-like. Lineage: Eukaryota; Viridiplantae; Streptophyta; Magnoliopsida; Magnoliales; Magnoliaceae. The record is from RefSeq and is a predicted model, not a curated record. The transcript has a single exon. The coding region runs from base 1 to 1035 and encodes 344 amino acids.